AUGGCGCAUGGCUUAUCGGUUACAGAGAAAAUCUGAUGGAUGGCAACAUUCAAAUCGAAAUCCAAACAAUCGAAACAGGCCCAGAAAUUUUCACGUCAGAUCAGAUUUCGCCAGGAGACCACCAGGCUCAGGCCAGCCUACCCGAAAACCGCCGUGUCCGUGCUGUGGUUCCCCGAAUCAUGGAGUAUGGGCCUGCUUGGUUUUCCAACAGAAAAGUUACGAUGACAAAUGGACACUGGCUAAAGAAAAACGAUUGUGUUUCCGGUGUUUAGGUGAUGAUCACCAGGAAAGUUCUGUACGAAGUCACAAACCUGCCAAAUCAACGGUUGCCGGGAAAUCACCACCGUCUCUUGCAUGAGAAUCCGCCUGCCACGAACCCACCCAUGGGGACUGCUCAACCAGUGAUCAGCUCUAACAGCUACCCGUCAUUUACUCCAUGGGAGGGGCAGUCGGCCCGUUUUAUCACCCGAGGGUGAGGACAGUCGUGCCUCGCGAGACGAUGACUACUCACAACCCGAGAAGCCCAAAAGAAGCUACUCACUGCGCACCGUUCCGUGUGGGUGAAGGCACAAGGAAAAAAAGCUUAAAGUGAAUGCAAUCCUAGAUGAUGCCUCAAACGAGACAUUCUUGAACGAAGAAGUGGCCGGAGCCCUUGGACUAAAGGAGUCUUAUCAAACCGUGAAAGUUCAUGUAUUGAACAAUUCUGUAGAGACGUUUCAGACUAUGCCGUUAAAAGUAGAGAUCGAAAGUGUUAAUGGUCAGUUUACAAAGGAAAUUGAAGUUAAGACCUGUCCCCGCAAUGUCACUGGAAAUUACCAAGUGGAGAAUUGGAAUGCGAAUAAAGGCAAGUGGCCUCACCUUGCACAGUGCGACUUCGCGUCACCAGCAAAAGACGGCUUGGUAGAUUUGUUGAUCGGUGUUGAUAAUGCUGACUUGCAUUACUCGCUUGCUGAUGUACGUGGAAAGGUGGGUGAACCGUGGCGGCGCUUUGGGUCCGCUUGGGUGGACUUGUAUCGGACCUCCAGAUGGUAG
Molecule: messenger RNA, 1032 nt
Organism: Porites lobata
Lineage: Eukaryota; Metazoa; Cnidaria; Anthozoa; Scleractinia; Poritidae
Source: the annotation of a GenBank genome assembly